Messenger RNA from Carassius gibelio (silver crucian carp), 2541 nucleotides. Its product is annotated as vasoactive intestinal polypeptide receptor. The transcript has 14 exons. Bases 239 to 1558 code for a protein of 439 amino acids. Gene Ontology annotation, cellular component: plasma membrane. Gene Ontology annotation, biological process: cell surface receptor signaling pathway; adenylate cyclase-modulating G protein-coupled receptor signaling pathway. The record is from RefSeq and is a predicted model, not a curated record. NCBI's taxonomy places the organism in Eukaryota, Metazoa, Chordata, Actinopteri, Cypriniformes, Cyprinidae. Gene Ontology annotation, molecular function: G protein-coupled peptide receptor activity; peptide hormone binding; vasoactive intestinal polypeptide receptor activity.
CUUUGGAAGUGAGGGUUUAGGAAGCGAGUCGACAGCCUUGGAAUUACAGUCCACCUCGCGCUCGUCACGGAUUAACAUGGACAGGUUUGGCGGUGAAGUCCGGCUGGUGAACCCGCGCGCACGGCGCAUAGUUGGCUGAUGCUUUGGAUUCUUUGUCAUUUACUUUUCGUCAGUCAACUUGUCUAUCUGCAUCCAUACUCUUGCGAAGCGCUCUCAGGCAACUGCUGAAUCGGCUAAAAUGGAUAUGUCUAAACGAAUGCUGAUUUUGUACCUAACCUGCUCGGUAGGACCUAUGCUGUCUGUCCAGAUGUGUGAGGUCAUGUGGGAGCUGGAAGCGGAGAAAAGAGAAUGUUUGUCAAAGCUGGAAAACAGCACGUCAGGUUGUACAGGAGAAUGGGAUCUAGCAUGCUGGCCAUCAGCUAGGAUUGGAGAGUUGGUCACCAUCCCCUGUCCGAAUUACUUCAGCCAUGUCAGUGAUCAAAGAGGAAACAUAUCGAAGAGCUGCACUGCCAACGGCUGGACAGAAAUAAACCCAGUUGUCAUUGCAUAUAACUGUGGCUAUGAUCCCAAUAUCACAGAGGAUGGAAAUGGUGAAUUCCUGGACUCUGUGAGAAUUGGAUACACUAUUGGUCACACUGUGUCUCUUAUAUCCCUCAUCAUCGCCAUCAUCAUUUUGUGCUUUUUCAGAAAACUCCACUGCACAAGGAACUACAUCCAUAUUCAACUGUUCAUGUCCUUUAUAUUGAAGGCUGUGGCUGUAAUUAUGAAGGAUGUAGUCCUGUAUGAGGUGGAGGAACCUGAUGACUGCCACCAUGGAUCUGUGGGCUGCAAGGCUGCCAUGGUUUUCUUCCAGUAUGGCAUCAUGGCCAGUUUCUUUUGGUUACUAGUGGAGGGACUGUAUCUGCACGUUCUCCUGGCCGUAUCCUUCUUCUCUGAGAGGAAGUACUUCUGGUGGUACAUUCUCAUUGGCUGGGGAGUUCCAGGUGUCUUCAUAACUGUCUGGAGCAUCACAAAAGCUUAUUUACAUGAUAUUGAAUGUUGGGAUUUUAUUGAUGAUGAUCUGUGGUGGAUUAUAAAAACCCCUACAUUAGUAACAAUAUUGAUGAACUUUAUUCUCUUCAUUUGUAUCAUCCGGAUACUUCGUCAGAAAAUCAGCUGCCGGGAUAUUGGAAGAAAUGAAUCACACCAGUACUCGAGACUGGCAAAAUCAACUCUACUCUUGAUUCCCUUGUUCGGGAUAAACUACAUAAUCUUUGCCUUUAUGCCUCGUCACAUUGAGUCUAAUGUGCGUCUGGUUUUUGACUUGAUUCUGGGGUCCUUUCAGGGGUUUUGUGUUGCUGUCCUAUACUGUUUUCUAAAUGGAGAGGUUCAGUCUGAGGUCAAACGAAAGUGGAGGCGGUGGCACAUGCAGAGAUUUCUGGGAGCUGACACUAAGUACCAGCAGCCCUCGAUGGCAAGCAACGGCCUCAACUUCAGCUCCCAAAUCACCAUGAUGACAAAAUCCAGCCCCUCCACACGCCGUGCUUCUGCCUGUCAAGAUGACUUCUCCACCGUCUGAGUGCUGAGAGAUGCUCCAUCUAUGACGAGACACAGAAACCAAUGAGUCUGUGCUCUAUCAGAAAGGCUGUCACUCGGACCACUUCCAUCAUCUGCAGGUUGCUGCUCCGCCAUCAUUCCUGUAGGAUCUGCACAUCUCACCGCUUAGUAGGAACAUGAGGGAAACCGUGCAGCUCAAGGCUCAUGACGAUGGUUUGGCAUAUGAUGUAUCUUCAUAGCCAUUCUUUCACACACAUCAAUCAGGAGAGAAAUAUCCAAGUAAAAGUGGACUCUUUGACAUUUUGAUUGUGUUUCAUCAAACUACUGACUCUGAAAAGCAAGUGACACUGGCAUCAUUAGGAUGUGAUCAGAGCUCAUUUUGUUUCUGUCUUUCUGUUUACUGUGCCCUCAUUAUGCUGCUCAAGAUUUCUCAGACUCGUAAUAAUCUGUAAAACUGAACGGUGACCUUUUGGGUCUCUAGUGACCGGGUUUUAUUUUUAUCUUCUUCCUUAUUCCAGGAAAAAAGUCAUAUGAUUUAGACUGCCUGACAUUCUGCUGCAAUCCUGUUUUUGCAUCCCAAUUCAUGUCAUGUGCUUGUGUGUCUGUGUACAUGUGCGCAAACACAGACGUCUCUCAUCGAGAGCCAUAAAAGCAUGUUUACUUGUGCAGCAGAUGCAUAAUGCAUCAUGCUGUAUGUUUUAUAAGAGUGGUUUAUUGUGUAAAUUUACAUGGGUUGUGUAACUGUGGACUUGUCGCGUAAAAUCAAUGACAAAAGAUGAAAAAAAAUACAUUACUCAUAGUUGCUUUCAUGAAAAUGCUCUUGCAUGUCUGCAUGCACAGUUCUCAUACCUCAGUGUGAAUAAGAUGCACAUUUAAGAGGAAAUGUGUUAUUGCUGUUUUAUGAAAGUGUAUUGUGGAUACUGUCAUAGAAAGUAUACAGAUCAUUUUUAUUACAUUAGAUCUUAGUAUGCCUUUUCUCUUUAUAUAAAAGAAUUUAUAUGCUGG